This is a messenger RNA of Telopea speciosissima, 747 nucleotides long. RefSeq names its product 12S seed storage protein CRB-like. Gene Ontology annotation, molecular function: nutrient reservoir activity; RNA-DNA hybrid ribonuclease activity; nucleic acid binding. Bases 1 to 747 code for a protein of 248 amino acids. The transcript has 3 exons. The record is from RefSeq and is a predicted model, not a curated record. NCBI's taxonomy places the organism in Eukaryota, Viridiplantae, Streptophyta, Magnoliopsida, Proteales, Proteaceae.
AUGGCGAGGCCUCUUCCUCACAAAGGCUUCAAACUCAACUUAGAUGCAUCCCUGAGAGAAGGCCAGGGUGGCUUGGGUUAUGUGAUUCGUGAUGAGAAAGGUGUUGUGAUUGCGGCUGUUUCUGAACCCUUCAACUUCACCUCUAUCCUUCAGGGAGAAGCGUUUGCCAUCAGAAAUGGACUGCUAUUGGGAAUCUCAGAAUGUAUUGAGUGGCUUCAAGUGGAAUCUAAUUGUCAGGAGGUAGGGGUUAUAUGGGAGCUGUGUUCCCUAGCUGUCCUAAGACGUUUCAAUCGGCUCAACACUCUCAAGGGUUUAGGGGAGGAGAAAGCCAGAGAUCAAGGCCAGAUCAGCAUCAGAGGAUUCAACACUACAGAGAAGGAGAUAUCAUCGUCAUACCUGCAGGAGUGGCCCAUUGGUGCUACAACGAUGAUUGUUGGGAACUACGAGAGACCAGUCUUCAAUGGAGAGCUACAUGAGGGUCACAUACUUAUAGUACCACAGGGAUUUGUGGUGAUGAAGCAAUCGGGAGAUGAAGGAUUCGAAUGGGUUUCAUUUAAGACCAAUGAGAAUCCAAAGACCAACCCACUUGCUGGAAAAACGUUAGUGCUCCGGGGAAUGCCAGUUGAUAUAUUGGCCAAUGCGUUCCGGCUGUCGAGGGAGGAAGCAAGCAGACUUAAGUACAAUAGGGAAGAGGUUCAAAUCCUCAGACCAAGGUCUCAUAGAUCUCAGGAAUGGAACUCUGCUUGA